Molecule: messenger RNA, 1608 nt
Organism: Ylistrum balloti
Lineage: Eukaryota; Metazoa; Mollusca; Bivalvia; Pectinida; Pectinidae
Product: ATP-binding cassette sub-family G member 5-like
Exons: 9
Coding region: 1-1608 (535 amino acids)
Cellular component (GO): plasma membrane
Molecular function (GO): ATP hydrolysis activity; ABC-type transporter activity; ATP binding
Source: RefSeq, a predicted model, not a curated record
AUGACACUCAAUAAAUUUGAAUGUACAAAGGAUUUUGUACGACAGACAACUGCCUACGUGAUACAAACCGAUCGCCUGUUACACACACUGACAGUUAGAGAAACACUCAUGUAUGCUGCGCUCUUACGUCUUCCUAGCAAGACAACCGAGAAGGAGAGAAACGAUAAGGUAGACACAGUUGUUCAGAGAAUGGGUCUGAACCCUGUGAAGCACUCCAAGGUUGGUGGCCUAAUUGACAGGGGAAUCUCUGGAGGGGAAAAGAGGCGCGUGACCAUUGCUAUCCAGCUUCUACAGGAUCCAAGUAUUCUGCUACUGGACGAACCUACCACCGGACUAGACAGUUAUACAGCGCGUCACCUAGUCACUAGUCUCGCCGAGCUCGCUCACAAGGGUACGAUUGUCAUCCUCUCUAUCCAUCAGCCUCGAUCUGACAUAUUUGGACUAUUGGACAAGGUGGCGCUGAUGAGCACCGGAAGCAUGGUAUACUACGGCAACACCAACAAACUGGUAGAACACUUUACUCUGGCCGGGUACCCUUGUCCACAAUACGCCAACCCACUAGAUCACUAUGUUGAUGUGGCAAGUGUAGACCGCCGAACAAGAGAACGGGAGAUUUUGACAACACAGAAAAUCGACAAACUUGUACAAAUAUAUAAAGAUUCACUUAUAUUUGACGACAUGCGACAAGAAGUUUCAAAAUUAUUGAAACAUUCACAUAAAAACGUAAGAUCCAUGGCCGUUAGUCGACCAAGCAAACCAGGAGUGUUUCGGGUGAUGGGCACGCUGCUGAGUCGAUGUUACCGACACACAGGGAGGGACCGAAGUAUCUACUCUAGCCGUAUGUUCCUGUUGUUUUCCUUUGUGCCUUUCAUCUGCCUCUUUCUACUGCAAAUGGGCACAGACCAGCGAAGCAUUCAAGACCGCGUGGGGCUUAUAUACCAGGGGACAAGUGUUCCCUCCUACAUGGGCCUGAUGAACGGGUUCUACCUGUUCCCCCCAUUACGGGACCUGUACUACCGAGAAUCCAUGGAUGGUCUUUACUCUUCCGUUACCUUCGUCAUCUCCUACGCAUUGUAUGUUGCCCCCUUCCACGUGUUCAGCACCUUUCUCUUCAGCAUCUCUGUCUACUGGGCGACAGGCAUGUACAACGAUUGGAUAAAGUAUGCCGUUUUUAAUGCCGUUCUCACUAUUCUCCAGUUUGUUUAUGAGAUGCUAACUAUAGGUGCUAUGGGAUUUUUCCUAGACCCACGCCUAGCAAUCAACGUGACUACUCUCAUAAUGACGUUUGGCUACCUGAUCUCUUCUGGACUCAUCAGGCGCAUGGACAACAUGCUGGACAUACUACAGUGGUUAAGCUACGCCGGAGUACACAAAUACGCGUCACAGAUAGUUGUCGUCAAUGAAUUCCAAGACCUGGUGUUUGACUGUACUAACUCCACUACUGACCCCUGUCAGUAUCGAAAUGGAAGUGCCUUCCUAGACGCCUAUUUCCCUGGCGGGGAGGACACAAUCACCCGUGACGCUGGAAUUCUCACUGGUUUCCUCGGUUUCUUCAUCCUCCUCCCCAUAGCGACGUACACAUUCAGGGGUGGGAGGAAUCUACACUAG